This is a messenger RNA of Girardinichthys multiradiatus, 2475 nucleotides long. RefSeq names its product angiopoietin-like 4 (gene angptl4). The record is from RefSeq and is a predicted model, not a curated record. Gene Ontology annotation, biological process: triglyceride homeostasis. The transcript has 7 exons. Lineage: Eukaryota; Metazoa; Chordata; Actinopteri; Cyprinodontiformes; Goodeidae. Bases 93 to 1499 code for a protein of 468 amino acids. Gene Ontology annotation, molecular function: enzyme inhibitor activity.
GAGCUGGGACUGUUCAUCUAGGAGCCUAAGUUCUCUGAUUCAACUGAAGAAGACUUGGCAGGACACAGUGAAGUUUCAGCCAUUUAGCAGCAAUGAAGAUACUUUCAGUCCUGACACUUUGCCUGGUGGUGCUCAUGGUUACAGCUUUCCCUUUUGAGAGGAAAGGGGCCUCACCAACCGGUGGUGCUGCCAAGGAGAAGCGUGUCCAUUAUGCUGCACGGGAUGAUGUUAAUAUUAUUGCCCAUGGUCUGCUGCAACUGGGCCAGAACCUAAAAGAGCACGUAGACAAAACCAAAGGCCAGAUGAGGGACAUUUUUACCAAGCUGAAAGCCUUUAACCGCACCAUGACUGAACUGGGGAAUGAGAGCCAGAGCCAACAGGAGGAGGGGGAGAACAUGAAGGCUAAAGCCAUGCAGAUGGAGGACAGAGAGAAGCAGCUGCUCAACGUCACGGCCGAGCUGAGAGAGAAGUUGGAGGAGAUGCAGAAGGAGAAGAAGACCAUGAAUGAGAGAAUGAGCCGGCUGGAAGAGAGGGUGGACAGCAUGCUGCAGGGACACAUGAGCACCGGUGCCAGGAACAGCAGUAAUGAACGCUACAUUCAACACAUGGUGGAGACACAGAACAGGCGCAUUGAUGAUCUGGUGGAGCGCAUCAGGCUCCAGCAAGAGAAGCUCGACAAGCAGAAUAUGCGCAUCAGGACGCUGCAGAGCCAGAUCCAGCUGUCCGGACAGAGGCCCUCACCGCGUAGCAGCAACAGCAGCAGCAGCACCGAGGGCCCCGUGCAGAGCGGCGCCGAGGACCAGCAGCGCGACACUCCGCUCGAAAUGGCCACAGACUGCCAUGAGCUCUACCUGAGAGGAGAGACCACCAGCGGGGUCUACAGCAUCCAGCCUUUUGACUCUGAGCCCUUUAAUGUCCUCUGUGAGAUGACAGCAGAUGGUGGAUGGACAGUCAUCCAGAGACGUCAAGAUGGCUCUGUGGACUUUGACCAGCUGUGGCAGGCUUACGAGAAAGGCUUUGGCAGCCUGAAUGGAGAGUUCUGGUUGGGCUUGGAAAACAUCCACGCCAUUGCCAAAGAUAGCAGCUACAUCCUCAACAUCAAAUUCUCAGACUGGGGGGAUGACUCAGCAUUUGUCCGCUUCCCAUUUGAACUUGGUGGAAGAGAAACCAACUACUCACUCCUGAUUCAGGAGGAUGUCACUGCUGAUACACUGGAGAGCUCCUUGACAACUGACUCAGCCCUCUCUCUGCCUUUUUCUACCCGGGAUCAAGACAAUGACCGGAAAGUUGAUAUCAACUGUGCCAAACACCUCUCUGGCGGUUGGUGGUUCAGCAACUGCGGUCGCUCCAACUUAAAUGGCAGAUACUUCCAGAGUCCUCCUCCCAAACAGCGGCACCAAAGGAAGCAAGGCAUCUUCUGGAAGACCUGGAGGGGACGCUACUACCCCCUGAAGUCAAGCAUAAUGAUGAUUGCUCCUGCUGCCAUCACCAAAUCCUAAAUACCUGAAAGAGACAAAGAGGGAGACAAAGAAAAGUUAGCAAAAAGAAGCAGAUUCUGGACAGUCCGUUCUUUUCUUGGGAUUUUCUCUUUGUAAGGGGAAACCUGACACCGGAGCCACAGCCCUGAAAACAGAAGGACAUACAAACUUAGAUUAAAAGAGUUUUCAGUGGUCUGUUGUGUGAAAAGACAGACAGAUUCCUUAUUGCCAUACAAAGUCAAAGCCGGUUACUCAGGCUAAAACCAAAUGUGCAGUGGAAAAACUUUCAAUAUGUUAUCCCGAUGAGGUUUCCUUCUGUAGACAUGAGCAAGUCUUGGCCUGUAGACUGAGCUGGGAGUCAUCAGGCAUUUUCCAACAAGCUCAGACGCCUUACUUGGGAUGAUGUGGCUUACUGCUGAGGUUUCGUAAUUAGCAAACAGGACUGUUAGCCUCAGAUCAGCUCCAGAGCUGCUCUGUUUUUGUGCAGGAUGCAUGCACAAGUGAAAUGCUGAGUCAGCAAACAUUUUAAAACCACAAGCUGUGGACCAAAACCAUCUCAAACGCAAACAGCAGAUUUCUGUAUGAUGAGAUUACUGGGUAAAUUGUCAUCAACUAGUUUCACGCUAUGUUAGCACAGAUAUUACUCACCGUUCCUGCCUUUUUUUACUACAUGCUUUAUGUUCUACAGUAAUACUGAAUCUAGUCUUCACUGAUUUUCCUGUGGAGGGUUUGAUAUUUAGUCAUAUUGACUGGUUCUUCAGUAAAUGGCAUUACAUCUGAGAAAUGACUGUAUUUUUUUUAUAAAAGUAUCGAUUUCUGAUCUUUUCCAGUUGACUUCAGAGUUUGAUUUUGUAGAUGUCUUUUUUUUCUUAUUUAAAAACUGUGUAUAUAUUAUCUGCUGCUUUCUGUCUGUAAUUUAUAUUAUUUUGGAGAUGGGUUUUAGAAGACAAAUGACAAUUUUGGCCACAUUGAGCCAAUAAAACUGAUUUUAAAAAUA